AUGGAACCUUUUGAAGAUAAUCAAGGACUAGAGGAGUUUAGAAGCAGAUUGGGUAUGAAACAGGCAGUAGCUAGCAGUAAUGGCAAGAUAUGGGCUUUUAUUGAUGAGAUUAUGGAAUUCGAACUGAUUAGAGAUGAAGAGCAGAUGUUAACUAUCAAAUUGAUGAAUCAGGGAUUGGGCAUUGAAGUUCUAAUAUCUUUGGAAGAGACUUUUAAGGGAGUAGUGCGAGACCAUUGGAAAGCGGACUUUGAAGGGGAUCCGUUUAGUGUAUUUCAUCAUAAACUAAAAAGGGUCAAGCGAGCAUUAACACAGUGGAGUAAGGAGACCUGCGGCAACAUUUUUCAAGAAAUAGCUACUUUAGAAGAGAUCAUUAAAGUAAAAGAGAUAAUAUUUGAAGCAAAUCCAACAGGAUUAAAUCGGGAAAUGCUACAUAAAGCACAAGCAGAAUUAAAAAAACAGCUGCAUAGAGAAGAAGAAUUCUGGAAACAAAAAGCUGGAAUGGAGUGGUUUAGGAAUGGAGAGAGAAAUACAAAUUUUUUUCAUACCAUAGUGAAAGGUAGAAGGAGUAGGCUGCAUGUAAACAGAAUUCAAAGUGAGGAAGGGGAGUGGAUAGAGGAUCAAAAGGAUAUAGCAGGAGCAGCAGUGGAUUUUUAUACCAAACAAUUCACAAUGUUAGAGGCCAACGGAGAUUAUGAAAUGCUGAAUGAACUACCUCAAGUAGUGACUGGAGAUAUGAAUGAGGAGAUGCAGAGAGUGCCAAUGAUAGAAGAGGUCAAAAAAGCGGUUAUGGGGCUAAAUCAAAAUAGUGCAGGAGGGCCAGAUGGGAUGACAGGGGCCUUCUAUCAAAGUACUUGGGAAAUCAUUGGGGAAGACAUUCAUAAAAUGACUAUAGCUUUUUUCUGUGGAGCUGAACUACCUAGGUACAUCACACACACAAAUCUAGUCCUAAUUCCAAAGAAGAUGAUGGUUAGUACAUUUUCAGACUUGAGGCCUAUUUCUCUGAGUAAUUUUGUGAACAAAAUUUUUUCACGAAUUAUCCAUGAGAGAAUUAAAGAAGUACUCCCUCAAAUCAUCUCUCCGGAACAAGCGGGAUUUGUACAAGGGAGAAGUAUAGCAGAGAAUGUCUUACUGGUCCAAGAAAUAAUUUCAGAAAUAAGGAAAAGGGGAACACCACCUAAUUUAGUCAUUAAAUUGGAUAUGAUGAAAGCUUAUGACAGAGUUGAGUGGCUAUUUCUAACAAAGGUGAUGAGGAGAUUGGGAUUUGAGGAUAGAAUUAUUGAUAUGGUGUUUAGACUGAUUAGCAACAAUUGGUACUCAGUUUUGCUAAAUGGACAGCCGAAUGGUUUUUUCAAAUCCUCCAGAGGUCUCAAACAGGGUGACCCUCUUUCACCGACUCUCUUUAUAUUGGCAGCAGAAGUGAUGUCUAGAGCCCUAAAUGCCCUAAUGAUAAAGAAAGAGUUUAAAAGAUUUGGUAUGCCAAGAGGAAGCUUGAAGCUAAAUCAUUUAGCGUUUGCGGAUGAUAUGAUCAUAUUAUGUAAAGCGGAGGUAGGCACAAUGAAAAUGGUUAGUGAAACUUUGCAGAAGUAUGAAGAAGUAUCUGGGCAAAAGGUAAAUAAAGACAAAAGUGCAAUCUACUUGCAUCAUAGUGUCAACGGAGGAGAAUCAGUGGUAGCAGAAGUAGCAACAGGAAUCCUAAGGAAAGAAUUUCCUUUUACGUAUUUGGGGUGCCCUAUCUUUUACAAGAAAAAGCAAAAAGUGUACUAUAAACAGUUGAUUCAAAAGAUAGGAGCUAAAAUACAAGGAUGGAAAGGUAAGUUAUUAUCUUAUGGGGGGCGGGCAGUUCUAAUUAAACAUGUACUACAGAGUACUCCUAUACAUUGUUUAUCAGUCAUGAAUCCUCCCAGCAAUGUCUUAACUGAAGUUCAAAAAAUGAUGGCUCAAUUCUUUUGGAGUAGUUGCGUAGGAGGAAGAGGCAGACAUUGGAGUAAAUGGGGAAGCCUAUGUCUACCGGAGCAGGAAGGAGGGAUAGGUUUUAGACUAAUGCAUGAUAUUUCAAUGGCUUUGUUCUGUAAGCUUUGGUGGAAUUAUAGAACAAAGAAGUCUUUAUGGAGUGAAUACAUGAGAAACAAAUAUUGCAAGUCAAAGAAUCAGAAUCUGGUCAUGUGGAAAGUAGGAGGAGGAGGUUCACAAGUGUGGAAGAAAAUGCUACAAGCAAGAGAUCUAAUCGAGCAUCAAAUAUUCUGGCAAACUAAGAAUGGAUCAGCUUCACUAUGGCACGAUAACUGGACAGGACUGGGGGACCUGUAUACAAUUACGGGGGAAAAUUUUGCAUGGGAUGAAAGGUAUGAAGUAGUGAGGGAUCUAACAAAAAAUGGGGAAUGGGAUAUGGAUUUAAUGUAUGAAACACUGCCAGCAGAAUAUGUUGAACACAUCAUAAGCCAAAUUAAGCCCCCUAAAGGUAACACAGAUGAUAAACCUUGCUGGAUGUUAGGUACGAAGGGUAGUUUCUCAGUCAAAACAGCAUGGAACUAUAUAAGGUACAAGGAGGAACCUAAUAUAAUACAUAGGUGGAUUUGGAAUAAGGGAACUCCUUUCAAAGUAGCCUUUAUGAUGUGGAGGCUGUGGAAGUUUAAAAUCCCAGUGGAUGAUAGGCUGAGAAGGUGGGGCCUAGAAGGACCUUCAAGAUGCUGGUGUUGCGACAAACCUGAUCAAGAAACACUGUCACACGUGUUUCGAAAAUCAGAAAUUGCUAACAGGACUUGGUCCUACUUUUGUUCUUUUGCAGGUCUAAACAUUACAGGAUUGCAACUAAGGGAAGUUAUAAUGUUAUGGUGGGGUGCCAACAUUAAGACAGAUAUGAAGCCUUAUUAUAGAGCUAUUCCAGGAUUUAUAAUUUGGGAACUGUGGAAAAGAAGGAACAAACAGAAGCAUGAAGGAAAAAGUACUUCCCUGCCCAGAAUAAUUCACAAUGUGACCAGGCAUAUGAAUAUGUUUGCUAAAGUGAACAGGUCUACCAUGAGAGGAGGAAGCUGGCCAAAAAUGCUUAAGGAACUAGAGGAAUAUAGGCCUAAAAUUAAGGCCAUUCAAGUUAAAUGGGAAAGCCCACCGGCUGGAUGGAUCAAAUAUAACACAGAUGGUGCAGCUAAAGGAUGUUAUGGAUUGGGUUCAUAUGCCUACUGUCUAAGAGAUGAGAAUGGAGACAUUAUAUUUGCAAAAGGUGCCAGGAUUGAAAAUACAACAAGUACUAUGGCAGAAGCAGUUGCAAUUUUAGAAGCCAGCAAACAUUGCAAGAACUCUCAAUAUAAUCAGGUCAUUAUUCAAACUGAUUCUAUGUUACUGUGCAAAGUGCUAAAAGGAAAAUGGGUCACCCCAUGGGCACUUUCAGAUAUUGUGGAAGAAAUCAAAGCAUGCUUACAAGAUAAACAAUAUACAUUUCAACACAUUUUGAGAGAGGGAAAUCAACUUGCUGACUACAUAGCAAACAAAGCAAUAGAACAGGGGACCUGCAGAUAUGAAGAUUUCAAUAGCUUUGAAUCACACGGAAAGAGAAUCUUAAAUAGUGAUAAAAGUCAAAGCCCAUAUUUAAGGAUAUCUUCCUUAAGGAGAUAA
This is a messenger RNA of Solanum stenotomum, 3609 nucleotides long. RefSeq lists its product as uncharacterized. Gene Ontology annotation, molecular function: RNA-DNA hybrid ribonuclease activity; nucleic acid binding. Bases 1 to 3609 code for a protein of 1202 amino acids. NCBI's taxonomy places the organism in Eukaryota, Viridiplantae, Streptophyta, Magnoliopsida, Solanales, Solanaceae. The transcript is spliced from 2 exons. The record is from RefSeq and is a predicted model, not a curated record.